AUGGCUCACAUCGCCAGUUGCAUCGCCGGCAUUGAGCCGGCGUCCAUGUCAAAACCGGGCUCGCCGGCACCACAAAAUGUCUCGUCAACGCCGCCAAAGUCCACCUCAGAGAAACCCUUUACGUGGAGGAUGCUUCAGCCAGACGGUCAACGGAAAUACCAACUCUUCCCUAAGAGGAAGCAACUGCCAACCCUUGAAAGUGGCAAGACGGUGGCUCCCGAAAAGGCCUUUGCUAUAGCCAUGGGGCAGGCUGCCGACGGCAGCGAGAAGACUAGCGGGAGCUCCAACCUGAGGCUUCGGAUCAAUCAGCACCCACUCGUUCGUCGACGCAAGGUCAGCGUGCCUGAGCUUGGCCCGAUGACUACUGUGCAAGAAAUCUCCAUGGAUUCACCAACGAUCCCUGGCAGGCCGGCCCUCCAUGAGCGUUCCAUCAGCGCCCCCGAGGAGGCAAUCAAGCCUGAGCGUGCCAUGACUGCCAUACCGUUUUCAGCGACAGAUGAAGACGACGAGGACGACUUCUUCGCCAAGGUCAUUGAGGAAGCGUUUACCCCUGUCGCGAACGCCGCCUCUGCCACUACCUUGCCCACUCCAGUAUCGGCCCCCCUCAUGGAGUCCCAUCGUGCCUCUCCCAGGCCGUGGGAGGGAUCUACAGCUGGCGAGCGUGGCAUGGCGCGGCAGCCCGAGGAUGGAGUACGAAAGGUUAUUGGGCACCGGAGAGGAGCGUCUGAGUCUUCGGGAAUCAUGGACAGGGGCAGGGCUAGAAAGCGCGUCGAAGUGCGCAACAACAACGGGCCGCUUCUCAAAUGCAGCGACGCCAAGCGAGGAAAGAGCUGCGAGCGACGGGCUUUCGAGGAGCUGCCAAAGGGCUGGAAGCCGUCCGAGGCUACGAGCAAGCUCAACGCGAACGAGGUUGCCACUCUACAAAAGCAGGCGUACGGGCAAGCAGAGAGAUUUGAAGUUCUCAGGGCUGACGAUGUCGAAGCUCUAUCAAAGGAACUUCGACAUCUUGAUGAGCGGACAGAGUAUCUCCGACGAACAUACACGUCUCUCCGAGCUGGCCGCCGCAACCUGCAUACCCGAAUUUGCCAGUAUCUUCGCUCUCCACGUGUGGCUCGUUUCAGCCACGAAUCGAUGCUUAAGCAGGAAGAGGCCCUGGCAGAGCUUGACGCCUCCAUUGACGACUGGGUCACCAAGCUCGAACAUGCUGAGAAUCGACGCACCCGCGUCCGGCAGAAGCUACUCGAACACGUUGCUGCCGCAACGAUACUCCCGACUCAGACCAGGCAAGCGACCGCAGGCGACUCAUCGCCGCACGCACAUGCCCUGAAAUCGCCACCCCCGAAAGAUAUCUCGACGCCACCGAGGAGCCCGUCGAAGCAAACGUUUGCUGCCCGUAGCGGGAGCUGCUCCCCAUCCCCGCAACGAGUGGUGGCGCAGGUGCCCAGCACGAUUCUGGAACAGCCGGUCAUUGAGGAGGCGGCUGAGCAGGAGAGAAGCAGUCGUGCAACCAGCACCGUCACUAUGGGGCGAGGAGACGUCGAGAGCAUCAGGAUCUACGCCGGGGACGAUGUCUACGCGUUACUGGCCGACGUGGAGAACGAGAUCUCCAAAAUGAGCAGCAGCGUCGGCGAGCAGACAUCCCAGAACAGGCCCGACCCCGUCCGGACGGAGCACGAAAGACAGAAGAGCCACGAGAAGCUCAGCGGGGAGAGCAGCUCUCCAGCUACUGCCCGACUUCAGAACCCAGCUUCCGGCGCCACUCCCACCAAGGUUGCCGCCCCGCCCACCGUCGGUGUCACGGGCAACACCCCAGAUGACACGGCAGCGCCCAUCUCUCCUCCGGCGCCUACACCGCCCAUGAAGGACGAUCCCGCCGAGAAGAAGAUGAUGCUCACUAGCGCCGUCUUCAAGCCAUGA
Molecule: messenger RNA, 1917 nt
Organism: Purpureocillium lilacinum
Lineage: Eukaryota; Fungi; Ascomycota; Sordariomycetes; Hypocreales; Ophiocordycipitaceae
Source: RefSeq, a predicted model, not a curated record